Aspergillus ochraceoroseus IBT 24754 is the source of this 1509-nucleotide messenger RNA. Its product is annotated as putative R3H and G-patch domain protein. The record is from RefSeq and is a predicted model, not a curated record. Bases 1 to 1509 code for a protein of 502 amino acids. The transcript is spliced from 2 exons. NCBI's taxonomy places the organism in Eukaryota, Fungi, Ascomycota, Eurotiomycetes, Eurotiales, Aspergillaceae. Gene Ontology annotation, molecular function: nucleic acid binding.
AUGCAACAAGAAGCACGGUACACAGAAGGACAUAAUAUAUGGCGUGUGAAUGUCCAGCUACGCCACCAAGCUGUUCAUUUUGUGAGCGCAGGCGGUUUAGGUCCGAACCUGGGUGUGGAGUCGGAAACAAGUGCCCAAGAAUUGCCAGAAAGCGAGCAUCCUGCUACCGCCGAGUUGGCACAGCAUGAAAAAUUCGAAGUGGAUUUGGGUGUUGAGUCAUCACCUAACAAACCUGUCUUAAAUGAUGUGACUGUAAGACCGGCGAGCUCUACUAGACUGUCGUCGCCUUUUGCAGAUGACUCCAGUGAGGACGAAGUUGUCUUCCGAGGGCGGGGCCCUAGAAUUGAAUCAAAACCUUCUACAUCUGCCACCAAUACCGAUCUUGGGGACGACUCUGAUGAUCAGCCCCCUUUAUGUCCCCCUAGUUUCGUUAUAUCGCCGCAAGCAAGGCCUAUUUCCAUUCUGGACGACCCCCCUGACUAUAUCGAGAUUACUGGACUCGAAAAUAACAUAAGUGCGGAGACCUCGGAUGAAGAUGAUAUAUUGGCCGACUAUAUCGCCAACAUGGAUGAUGAGUACGAGUAUCAUGACGACUCCUCUACUUCAAGCCACGAGCACCUGAGUGCUGAUGAAGCAAUAAUCGAGCCGGAACAGGCGAAGACUUUGCACCGUGGCUCUCUCUCUCGAUCUCGGACUGGCUCCAACGAGCUAAAGAAUGUUUUCGCUCCAUCGACAGCCUUCGCUGAUACAUUAGAGUUAGAUCCCUACUCUGGAUUUGAUAUCAUGGACUUUACUAGGCCGAGCUUGGGGAAGAAGUCGAAGGGGAAACAUCGAACUCCAAACUUUGACCUCCUUGACACUGAAUUCGAGACAGAGCUAACAAAUGCAUCGAGCAAUGAUCGAUUGAGGAAAAAGAUCAGAAAACAAGAGCGAGAAGUGCUUCGUUCUCAGGGAUUGUUAGGUCGCAGUAAAAACGACCCGGAUCUGAAAAUAAAAUACACAGAUAGGAUGGGCAUUGAGGAUUUAAAAUCAGAGAUACGCCUUUUCCUUCUAUCUUCAAAGAAUAGCUUGUCCCUUCCUCCUAUGACCAAGCACCGCAGAGUUUUAGUCCAUGAUAUCGCAAAUGCUCUACGUCUGAACUCCCAGUCACGGGGUAAGGGAUCAUCAAGAUUUCCCAUUAUGACAAAGACUUCACGGACUCCGAAAUAUACCCAACAAACAAUUUCCCAGACAGACCGAAUAUUUUCCAAGGAGAGAUUUAGCUCGCGGGCAAUUAAAGCAUGGGAUAAGACCAGUGGACGGCCAACUAAAGGUCAUAAGUCCGUUUCUUAUGUGGAUGGUGAAAUUGUGGGUGCAUCUGCGCCUGAAAUUGGCAUCGAUAACAAAGGAAGGGCAAUGCUUGAAAAAAUGGGAUGGAGCACAGGAACCGCUUUGGGUGCUACCCAUAAUAAGGGUAUUCUUCAACCGGUUGUACAUGUGGUGAAGAACUCAAAAGCAGGGUUGGGCUGA